AUGGAAGACGGCGACGAGAGCGCGGUGGCGGAGGCGGCACUGGGGCUGAACCCGCAGCUUUUCGUCGACGAGGUCCACGGCAUCAUUGCCGACAUCAGCGCCGGGGCCUUCGAGGCAGCGGCCGCACCAGGGGUCCUCGGCGCCGCCAAGGCUGCAGAGAAGGCCACUGAUCUCCAGCGGGGAUUAAAUGCUAUUCACCAUAUCGUAAAGGAUCGACUGGAUAAGAGAAUGGCCAACUGGGAGAAAUUCUGCUUACUGCAUUGCUUCGAUGUGCCCAAAGGUUUUGUGGCCGCUGAAGAUGAUAAUUCUUGUGCAAAAGAAUCACACAAAGAUGAGACUUCAGAUUUGGAUUUGGAACUUGACUCCUUAAGGAGAAAGCUUGAAAGUGCUAACAUGGAGUCUCAAAAUCUUGAAAGAGAGAUGUCGUCAUUGGAAAGGCAAACUACAUACAAAGGAAAACUUGAUUCUUCUGUCUCUGAGAUACAAAAGUUGUUUGAAGACAAAUCCGUGCAGGAAAAUUUUGAAGGUCUUGUGAAGGCAAUACCGGUAUUGCAGCAGAAAAUAAUAGAUAUGAGCAAGAAAAGGACUGCGACCACGUGUUUGGUAGAUCAACAGGUUUGGAACACGAACAGUUUGACAGACAACAAGCGACAAACACUGGAUAAGAGUUUUACUGCACGUGCUGAAGACAUUCAAGAUGUCGUCAGUAUCUUACAGAACAAGAGUCAUGUGGGGCCGCCAUUACUCCCACAGGGAGCGCAGGACCAGGGCCGCAGACACCUAGGUGGCGCCAGCAACAGCAACAUUCCAGGGAACAGCAAGAAGGCAAUUAAAGAGGGCAAGAAAUAA
Molecule: messenger RNA, 849 nt
Organism: Miscanthus lutarioriparius
Lineage: Eukaryota; Viridiplantae; Streptophyta; Magnoliopsida; Poales; Poaceae
Source: the annotation of a GenBank genome assembly